Messenger RNA from Cyphellophora europaea CBS 101466, 888 nucleotides. RefSeq lists its product as uncharacterized. Gene Ontology annotation, molecular function: carboxy-lyase activity; hydrolase activity. Gene Ontology annotation, cellular component: cytosol; cytoplasm. Lineage: Eukaryota; Fungi; Ascomycota; Eurotiomycetes; Chaetothyriales; Cyphellophoraceae. Gene Ontology annotation, biological process: secondary metabolic process. The record is from RefSeq and is a predicted model, not a curated record. The transcript has 2 exons. Bases 1 to 888 code for a protein of 295 amino acids.
AUGCCUGGCAUUCCAAACUGGAGCCCAGAAGCCCAUAUUGCCCUCAUGGAUAAGAUGAAUGUAUCCAAGUCGAUCCUUAGCAUCACGUCGCCAGGUACCUACCUGAAAGUCAAUGACAACGAACUCGCCAAUCUGGUAAACCGAGACACAAAUGAUGAGAUGGCAGAAAUCUGCAGUCAAUACCCCGACCGAUUUGGCUUCUUCGCCUCACUUCCUCUCCCGGAUAUUGAGGGUUCGCUCAAGGAGAUUGAUCGUGCCCUCGAUACCCUUGGUGCGCAUGGCUUUGCCAUCAUGACAAACGCACAAGGGUUUUACCCUGGAGAUCCAGAGCUGGAUGAGGUGUUCGCAAAGUUAAACGAGCGCAAAUCGAUUGUCUUCAUGCAUCCAACCGGAUGCUGCAGUCCGGGCCAUGCAGAUGUUCCAAAGCCGCUGGACAAAUACCCCACCCCAAUGAUGGAGUACUUCUUCGACACCACGCGUGCGGUGGUGAAUCUUAUUUUGUCUGGCACGGUCACCAAGUAUCAAAAUUUGACGUUCAUAGUUUCUCAUUGCGGUGCGACAAUACCACCACUAGUGGAACGCUUCGCUGCGUUUUCGGCCUCGGGUCUCCUGCGCACAGAGGCAAUCUCAAGCUCCCAGGUCAAAGAACUCUUCAGGACGAGGUUCUACUUUGACUUGGCCGGAUUUCCAUUUCCGGAUCUCAUCCAUGGUUACCUAAACAUCGGUGCCGCCAGUCGUCUUCUCUAUGGCAGCGACUAUCCCUACACUCCGGAAAAGACCACCCUGAUGCUCAAUGAGAAGAUGGCUGACGGUCUCAAAAAGCAUUUUGACGACGAAACAGUUGCAAAUAUCUACUCUGGAAAUGCUCGAAAGUUGUUGAAUCUUUGA